Molecule: messenger RNA, 322 nt
Organism: Zophobas morio
Lineage: Eukaryota; Metazoa; Arthropoda; Insecta; Coleoptera; Tenebrionidae
Product: protein NCBP2AS2 homolog
Exons: 1
Coding region: 1-255 (84 amino acids)
Source: RefSeq, a predicted model, not a curated record
AUGGUGUUGCGCUUUUUAAUCCGACUGCUCGCCAACAACGAACAACUAGUGCAAAAACUGAGUGAGUCGUACCCCAUGAGAAAGGCGGCCCAGAUUCUAGUGCGUGCGGCGUUCCAAAGCAAGAACUUGAUAGAAGAGAAGGGUUUGAACAAAAUGUUGACCCCCGAAGAGUUCAGAGAAACCAUGAAGAAAGUGGCGCGGAAUUUCCAAAACCAGAUAAAGCAAGCGAGCGACGAGUUCAGACAAAAGAAGUAACACCAUGGCUAGUUCUGUAGUUUUUAUUGGUUCUCCUGAAAAAAGUCCGAAAAAUUUUAAACACAUA